GCGCGGGAGGCAGCGGGGUCGCCGCGGAGCUGUCAGGGCGGAGCCAUGGCCGCCGCCGCUCCGAACCACGAGGGGCCGGGAGACGGGCGCCGGAGCAGAGAGGGCGGACAGGGCAAGUGGCAGAGGACCCCCGGGGACCGGCCCUGCUACGCUCGGCAGCGGGCGGGUUGGGUCCCACCCGGCUGCGUGCAGCCCUGGAAGGAGGACGCGGUUCACGGCCGGGCGGCUGCCGGGAUGUCAUAUGGAAGAAUCGCACCUGGGACGUGGUCCAGUAGCGCCGCGGCCCGUCCCUCGACGAUGAAAGACGAGGGCUCCUCCGAAAGCAGCUCUUCCGAAUCGGAGGAGAUGGGCUCGGGACCAAAACGAAAGUGGAAGAGAUGUUUUUACGCUGGGGCCAACCGAGGGGCUGCCCCGAGCUCUCAGAUCCUCCCCCGUCAGAGAGGGAGGAAAGUCAAUACUAUCUGGUCCAGAGUGCUUGAGGAACAGAACCAGGACGCCUUAACCACUGAGCUCUUCCUGAUGGACGUGGAGGAUGAUGUCGAUCGCGGCAGAGAAUCGGAAACCUACAAUUAUCUGCAAGCCAGAAGGCUCAGGUGGCUCCAGGAAAAAGAGAAGUUAGACGAAGAACUGGACGAAUACAUGCGGAGAGCCGAUCGAAUGGAAAAGGAAGAGGGGGGAAGUGGACAGAGCCGUCAGGUACCCAGGCGGCCCGUCAGAGAGAGGCUGGGGCCCAGGGAAGAAUACAGUAGAUGGCGUGCUGUUGCUGGAGAGAAAUCGGAGGAGGAGGCUGCAGAAGAAAUAUUCUCCAGGCCGGGAGGAGGUGAGGACAACAUGGAGGAGUUUAUCUGAAAAGCACCCCUAGCACGAGUGACGAAUGAACGGAAGUAAAAGUUCCUUGUGACGCUACGACGGAA
This is a messenger RNA of Ornithorhynchus anatinus (platypus), 914 nucleotides long. RefSeq names its product phosphorylated adapter RNA export protein-like. Gene Ontology annotation, biological process: snRNA export from nucleus. The record is from RefSeq and is a predicted model, not a curated record. Gene Ontology annotation, cellular component: nucleus. Lineage: Eukaryota; Metazoa; Chordata; Mammalia; Monotremata; Ornithorhynchidae. Bases 46 to 849 code for a protein of 267 amino acids. The transcript is spliced from 4 exons.